This is a messenger RNA of Pimephales promelas (fathead minnow), 2365 nucleotides long. It is a transcript of the gene bnip3la, whose product is annotated as BCL2 interacting protein 3 like a. Gene Ontology annotation, cellular component: mitochondrial envelope; mitochondrial outer membrane; endoplasmic reticulum. The record is from RefSeq and is a predicted model, not a curated record. Gene Ontology annotation, biological process: mitochondrial outer membrane permeabilization; defense response to virus; positive regulation of apoptotic process. Lineage: Eukaryota; Metazoa; Chordata; Actinopteri; Cypriniformes; Leuciscidae.
UCCCAUCACUCCAUCAUGUUAUUAAAGCAUCAUGGGACCCGUCUGUGGAUCUUUGUGUUGCCUAGCAACAGUGAGGUUAGCAUACGUGUCUCAUGUUUGCACCAGGUCAACAGAGAAGGCAGUCUCGUGUUCACUUUUGAGCAAAAUGUCUGUGUUUUUGGCUCCCAUUUGCUUAAAAUGCAGGCAUUCUCUCAUAGCGUACUCUGUCCUGAUGUCAAUCCCACAAUCCCCUGAAUGAGUCUGCCUAGAGAAUGAAUUGAAAACGCCCGCUCAGCUCCACACCAGCGGACACGUACACUAAGGGGUCCUGGGUGGAGCUGGAGAUGAACGGAAACACUCAGCAGCAGAACGCCAGCUUGCCCUCGUUGCUUCUGCUGGGGAAUGGCAACCAAGGCGAGUCCCAGGCUUCACAGGCCCUGGAGGCCGUGCAGGAGGAAGAGGAGGUCCUAACAGGAGGACUGGAGCAUGUGCCUUCCUCCUCCUCCAUCCACAACGGAGACAUGGAGAAAAUCCUGCUGGAUGCCCAACACGAGUCCAGCCCCAGCAGUUCAUCCUGCAAUAGCCCACCUCGACCACACAGUCCUGACCAGGAUGAGGGGCAGAUCAUGUUUGAUGUGGAGAUGCCCAGCGAAAGAGACUGUCAGUCAGAUGAUGAUAGUCUGGAGAGGGACAAAGAGGAUGAUAUCCUCAUGGAUAAAGGGGAGAGUUGGGUGGCAGACUGGUCCAGUCGACCAGAGAACAUUCCCCCGAAGGAAUUUCACUUCCGCCACCCGAAGCGCUCUGGAUCGGUGUCUCUGAGCAUGAGAAAGACGGGUGCUAUGAAGAAAGGAGGCGUGUUCUCCGCUGAGUUCCUCAAAAUGUUCAUGCCCUCGCUGCUGCUCACCCACAUCCUGGCUCUGGGACUGGGGGUCUACAUUGGGAAGAGGUUAACAACCCCCUCCACCAGCUCAUUUUAAACCGAAUCAGACCCCAGUGCCUGGACGGCCCAUCAUGAGCAGACGUGGCACAGCGGUGGCCAAUCGUGUGAUGAUUCCUCUCUCUCUCUCUCUCCUUAUCUCCCCCGUCUGUCUUUCUCUUUAUCGUUUCUUUAUCGUUUCUAAUCCACGGUCCUGGUUUCCCAUCACCCUCUCUGCUGGCUUGUUUAACUUUAUCUGUGUCGCCGUUCCUCGCCCUCUAACGCCGUGGCUUACUGACGUGUUUUAUAUGUUUUUAUUUGGACAUAUUCUGAAAUGAAUUACUCACUGACGCAAGCUAGAGCCCCAGUUGCCACUCCAUCACUACAACCACGGCAUAUUAUCUUUUAUUUCUGCAUGACGCGUUUCACAUGCAACUAAUAUGGAGUCUGUGUGCUCCUAGAUGUGGCCAGGGAUCUUGGGAAAUUGUGGACUGACGCACAGUUUUAGUGCCAUCUCUAUAUCAAGUUUAUUGACUCCUAAUUGGAAAUUUAGUGAGGUUUCACACUAGAGAAAUCAUUCUAGAGAGGUAAUGUUGUGCAUUUGAAUUACUUCCCUUCAUGCGACGGAAUCAUGCGACUUUUACAGAGACUGUUUGAAGUUAUUCUUAACAUAAUGUGCGCUUGCUGCAUUAUCUUGGACUGUUACAGUUAUUUUCAAGACUUAUUUUAUGUAGAAUGUAGUCUCUCGGUUCUGUUUUGGGAUGGAGUUUUUCUGAAUAGUCACUUCCAGAAAGAUCCAGUGUGACGGAUACGAAACUCAAGCUUUGCUUUUAGCAGCUGAGGGUAACACUUGAUGUCAUUGUUACUCGUUACUGUUGUAAUAACUAUAAAUUAUGCACAAUUACAUGCAACCAAGCCCUAUUCCUAAUCCUAACCCUAUAGUAAGUACAUGUGGUUAAUUAUUAAUACUCAGUACUUCACUGUAACACGGACACAUAAAGUGUAACCCAGCAGUAGUUACUAGGAAAGCUACAUGCAAACUUAUACUCUCUUCUUUGCCUUGAUGCAUAUCCUGCUCGCUGCAGUUUCUGACUGUGUAUCUCAGUGCCAAAGGGUUUCCACCGCCAAACCCAACACGAGUCCCUCGCACUUCUCGUAGACUCUGCCUGGUUUGAGUGGAUUAUUUGUCCUGUCGGUCACUUCAUCUUAACAACACCUUACAAGGCCUUUGAUUUUACUGUGAACACCCUGUUGAUAUUAGUCAUAGUGUUUCUGAGAUUGUGUAUAAUACGCUGUUAAUACUCACAACACUUACCGAUAUACAGAUUAAAUCUGUUGUGAACACGUCUGGGUCAUAUUUCAUCCCAUGAUUAUAUUCUAAUUUAUAAAGACCUAAGAUAUCGAGGUAUUAUUUGCAUGACAAUUAAGCAAAUGUUCUCAUUACCAUAUUGUGAAAAAAAUAUUUAAAUU